Molecule: messenger RNA, 5269 nt
Organism: Pleuronectes platessa (European plaice)
Lineage: Eukaryota; Metazoa; Chordata; Actinopteri; Pleuronectiformes; Pleuronectidae
Product: trichohyalin-like
Molecular function (GO): GTP binding
Source: RefSeq, a predicted model, not a curated record
UUUGUGCAGCAAGAAUCUUCGCCUCGGAUGAAAGCAGCUUCAGGGUGUUUCUCCUCUCUGUUGCAAUGACGCCGAAAAAGUUCUAGUUGUGAAAACACACAGGAACCAAAAAGAGGAAGAGGAAGAGCAAGAGGAAGUGCUGGGACGGCGAGGUGAUGGAUACCACAGAGGAGAACUGCAGUCUAAUCGCUGCUGUGCCGAAUGGUGCUUAUCCGGUGCUCUGCACUGAGGAAGUCCUUCUCCCCUUCUUCUCAGAUGAGAGUCUGCCGGCUGCCAUGGCCUCACACCUGUCUCUCCCAGAACUUAGACUGGUCCUGCUGGGCAGGAAAGGAGCCGGGAAGAGUGCGGCAGGCAACACCGUACUGGGAGGAGUGGGAGGCUUUGAGAGCGGGAGGCCCACGGAGGAGUGUGUGAAGAGGCGAGCAGAUGUAGCGGGGAGGAGAGUCACGGUGGUGGACACCCCCGGGUGGGAGUGGUACUACCCGCUUAACAGCACCCCCAACUGGGUGAGGAGGGAAACCCUGCGCAGCGUGUCGCUGUGUCCUCCUGGACCCCACGCUGUGCUCCUGGUGGUUCGCUCCUGCGCCUCAGUGACUGACGCCUACAUCCAGGAGAUGGAGGAGCACCUGGAGCCUCUGGGAAGUGAAGUUUGGGAUCACACCAUGCUGCUGUUCACCAGGGGGGACGAGCUGGGCCUGACCACCAUGGAGCAACGGAUCGUGACGAGUGGCCCGGCGCUCCAGAGGCUCCUCCAGAAGUGUGGGAACAGAUAUCAUGUCGUGAACAAUCUGAGGAGAGCUGAUGGGACGCAGCAGGUUCAAGAGCUGAUCAGGAAGCUGGAGCAGAUGGUGGAGGAGAAGACAGACGGGAGCAGUCAUCUGGAGAUGGACAGUUCGGUUCUGUUGGGUCUGGAAGCAGACGGCAAGAGGAGAGCCAGAGAGAGGAGGAAGAAGCAGAGGCAGAUGGAGGCCCAGAUGCAGAGAGGAACCAUCAAAGCUGCUCUGAUGAGCGAUGCUCCUCAGGGCUCCGAGCUUGACGCUCAUCACUCGUUCUCCAAAGCUCCCAGACGUUUACACGAGGUCAGGCUGGUUCUGCUGGGGGAGCGUGAAACCGGAAAGAGCUCCGCUGGGAACACUAUCCUCGGCCAAGCAGGCUUCUUCCAAGCAGGGGGGGUAACAGAGGAGUGCGUCCGUCGACAAGCAGAGGUGGCCAAGCGGCUGGUGACGGUGGUGGACACACCGGGCUGGGAGGCCGGUGUGGCGGGUGCAACGCCGGAGAGGAUGAGGAGGGAAAUCAUCAAUGGCGUGGGGCUGUGUCCGCCGGGGCCCCACGCGCUCCUGCUGACGCUGAGAGUGGACACUCUGGUGAGUGCAGGACAUGUGAGGGAACAUCUGGAGCUGCUGGGCGAGGGCGUGUGGAGACACACAAUCCUGCUGUUCACGCACGGCGAUCAGCUCCGAGAGGGGCUGGAUUUUGAGCAGCACAUCCAGGGCGGGGGCAGGGACCUGCAGUGGCUGAUGGAGAAAUGCAGGGGCAGGUACCAUGUCGUGAGCAGUGUAGACGGAGGAGAAAGAGGAAGUGGAGGCUCCACUUCGGUGACGGAGCUCCUGGAGAAAGUGGAAAAGAUGGCGACAAUGAACAGGUGCGAGGCUUUCUCAAGUCUGGUUCAGGACGUCAGAGACCUGAGCCGACAGAGGAACGAAAAGGUCAACCAGCGCCUGAAGGAGAUGGGAGACAAGAUGCUUCGUCAGGAGCUGGAGCUGAAGAACGUGAGGGAGAGGGAGAUGAAGAGCAUCAGGUGGUUCUUCGAUUGGAAGAGGAAGGGGAAAUCGCCCGGGAAGGCCAACGUUCAAAGGGAAGAGGAGGAGAAGGAGGAGGAGGAGGAGGACAGGAGGAUGGGUGAAAGGAAGCAGGACUUCGGAGAGCUGGAGGAGAGGAUGCGAUGGCUGACGGAGGAUAAAGAGAGAGAAGUGCAGGAUCUGAGCGUCGAAAACGAGAGGAUCCGCGUCGCGCUGAACCAAAGUGGACGAGAGAGAGACGAGGCGACGCUUAACCUGGAGCUGAGAGAGAUAGAGGUCGAGGAGCUGACAGAAAGAAUCGACGAGCAGCAAGCCAAGUUACUUGACCUUGAACGUGCCGGCGUGGAUAAAGAACAAGAGAGGAAGAGGAAGGAGGACGCCAUUAGAGUGAAGGAGCAGGAGUGGAGAAAGAAACUGGAGGAAACUGUGGAGCAGCACAAGAGAGAAGAAGCAGAGUGGACGGAACAAGUCAAAUCUUUCAAAGCAGAAAUGGACGAGACAAAACGACACUGUGACAAUGUUCUCGAGAGAAAAGAGAGGGAGGUGACAGAGCUGGAAGAGAAACUAAAAGAGAUGGAGGUAAAACUGUUUGAAAGAGAUGAAGAGGAGGAGGAACUGAGGGAGAAAGCUGCAGAGGAAAAACGGUUCAGUGUGAAAGAAAAGGCAGAUGAGAUGGAAAAGGUCAGGCAACAGCAUGAAAAGGAAAUAAGAGACAUGAAGGAACAAACCCGCAGAGAAAUCGAAAAUCUGAAAAAGUAUUUUGCAAAAGAAAAUGAGGAACUUGUGAAAGUCAAAAAGCAGGAGAUAGAAGAGCUGGAACAAAAGUAUCACAAACAAAUAAGAGAAACACUGCGAGAAAAUGAAAAAGAGAAAGAAACGAUUAAUUCAAAUCACAUGAAAGACGUGAAGCAAAAGGAGCUAACAGAAACACAGAGUCUUCUAGCAGAGAGACACUGGGAGGUGGAGGAGGUGAUCGAGAGGCUGCAGGAGAAAGAGGAGGCGCUCGAGAAGAAGACAGAGGAGCUAACAGAAACACAGAGUCUUCUUGCACUGAGACAGAGGGAGGUGGAGGAGGUGAUGGAGAAGCUGCAGGAGAAAGAGGAGGCGCUCGAGAAGAAGACAGAGGAGCUAACAGAAACACAGAGUCUUCUUGCACAAGGACAGAGGGAGGUGGAGGAGGUGAUGGAGAAGCUGCAGGAGAAAGAGGAGGCGCUCGAGAAGAAGACCGAGGAGCUAACAGAAACACAGAGUCUUCUUGCACAGAGACAGAGGGAGGUGGAGGAGGUGAUGGAGAAGCUGCAGGAGAAAGAGGAGGCGCUCGAGAAGAAGACAGAGGAGCUAACAGAAACACAGAGUCUUCUUGCACAGAGACACAGGGAGUUGGAGGAGGUGAUGGAGAGGCUGCAGGAGAAAGAGGAGGCGCUCGAGAAGAAGACAGAGGAACUAACAGAAACACAGAGUCUUCUUGCAGAGAGACAGAGGGAGGUGGAGGAGGUGAUGGAGAAGCUGCAGGAGAAAGAGGAGAAGCUCGAGCAUUUGAGGCUAAAGGAUGGAGGCAACGAGAAGGAGCUCGUCCAGCUGAAGCUCACGAUCGAGCAAACGAAGUCAGAGCUGAAGAAUCUCACAGGCAAGAUGGAGGAGGAGAUGAUGAGCAUGAUUCAGGAAUAUGAAAAGGAGAUCGCACGAAGAGACGAGAGCGUAGAAUCGAUAUCCAAGGACAAGGACGAGGCCGUGGCUCGUCGAGAGCAAAGCGAGAAGAUGAGAAAGGAGGCGGAGAAUUUCAAAUUUAAGUACGAGGAGCUGAGGAGGGAGAAGGAAGAAGAGGUGAGGAGACAUCAUAGGGGAUACGAGACAGAGAUGGAGGUGAGAGAGCAGCUCGAGAGACAGAUGAUGGAGAGAGAAAGUGAGUGGAGAAUUAAGGAAGAGGAGAUGCAAGACAAAUUGUUGAAAAGGGAAAGGGAGGUCGAGGAAAGAGAAGAGGACACGAGGAGAAAUGAGGACGAGUUGAGCAAGAGACGACUUGAAUUGGCUGCGAAAGAGGAAGAGCUUCGAAAACAGGAAGUGAAUCUUGAGACGCACCGAAAAGAGCGGGAUCAAUACGAGCUGGGAGUGAAACUGAGAACUCAGACCAUCGAGAGAAAGGAGCGGGAGAUAGAAAGUUUGCUCCGAGCUCUGGAGGUCAAACAGCAAGAGCUGAGCAGCCACGGCCAAGAUCUCCAGAAGAACGUACAGCGUCUUAGAGACCAAGGGAAGGAGCUGAAAGAGAGAGAGCACCACCUAAACAAGGAGGAGCGGGAGCUGAUCAGCUGGAAGUCCGAGCUGCAGACGCAGAACGAGCACGUGGACUCUACAGCUCAGCAGCUCUCCGAGAUGGGAAGAGGUUUGGCUCUGCUGAAAGACGAGCUGAACAGAAAAGAGACGAAUCUGAAGACGGCGCUUAGAAAGUGGAGCAAGUGGGAAGUGGAGCUUGAAGCGAGAGAGGUGGAGUUGCACGAAAGGAACUUCGAGGGCGGUCAAGCUGCGGUCGAGAGUUCGGAGAACAACGUCUUUGUGAUGUGCCGAGAGGUCAGCGAGCAAAAGGCAAAGGUCAGAGCGGUGAUUCAAGGAGAGAACACAAAGGAAAGGGAGGAUCAAAGGAUGAAAACAACACAGUCAGCUGCAGAGAGCGAUAACAGUCACCAUGAAACACUAGAAGAGACAGAGACCAGUGAGGAAAAGGAAGGGAUGAGAGGAAGAGGAGGAGAGAAUGGAGAGGAAAGAGGCCUGGAAAGGAAACAGGUCAUCCAGGGUCAGAGGUCAUUGAGUCACAACAGCACAGCCCCUCCUGGGAUGCGUCUGAGGGUGCUGGUGCUGGGGGAGUCCUGGUCCUCUCGCUGCCCAGCCGGAGUCACCAUCCUGGGUGGAGAAGAGCCCAAACCAGACGGCUCCACCUUCAGGUCCUGGAGAGGUCAGACAGCCGGGAGACGCCUGGCGGUGGCCGAGCCGCUGGGUUUGAGGUGGCGGGAUGGGCCGGACCCAACAAACCUAAAGAAGAGCCUCCUGGAUGGCGUGUCCUGGUGUCACCCGGGACCUCACGUGGUCCUCCUGCUCAUGCCCGUCUUCCUGGCCUGCACGAGGAAGUACAGGAGAGCUGUGGAGGAGGACAUGGGUUCGCUCGGGGAAGGGAUCUGGCAGCGCACCCUGGUGGUGUUCACGUGGGGGGAAACUUUAGGGGUGAGCGCGGAGCAGCACAUCCUGAGGAGCGGGGAGCUGACGGGCCUCGUGGAGAAAUGUGGCGGCAGGUUUCACGUGCUGACCAGUAAGAGAACAAACCCUGAGACCGAGGGGCUGUUUGAGAAGAUGGAGGGCAUAGUGGCUUCCAACAGCAGGGGGCAGUGUUUGGUGUAGAUCUGCAACACAACCUAAUUAAUUUAUCAUGUCAACACAAAUUCAAGUUGAGAUGUCUUCUAAUAAAUGAAAUGAUUAAAAUA